Messenger RNA from Staurois parvus, 168 nucleotides. Lineage: Eukaryota; Metazoa; Chordata; Amphibia; Anura; Ranidae. The record is from the annotation of a GenBank genome assembly.
CAGCUGCUGGAAGAGAACGACCAACUCAUCCGCUGUAUUGUGGAAUAUCAGAGCAAGGGGAGAGCCACCGAGUGUUCCCAGUACCAGCAAGUUCUGCACAGGAAUCUCAUCUACUUGGCAACCAUAGCUGAUGCCAGCCCCCCAUCCCCACCCAAACCAGGAUCCUAA